This is a messenger RNA of Trypanosoma brucei brucei TREU927, 1476 nucleotides long. Its product is annotated as chaperone protein DNAJ, putative. The coding region runs from base 1 to 1476 and encodes 491 amino acids. The record is from RefSeq and is a predicted model, not a curated record. Gene Ontology annotation, cellular component: endoplasmic reticulum membrane. Gene Ontology annotation, biological process: cellular response to misfolded protein. NCBI's taxonomy places the organism in Eukaryota, Euglenozoa, Kinetoplastea, Trypanosomatida, Trypanosomatidae. The transcript has a single exon. Gene Ontology annotation, molecular function: Hsp70 protein binding.
AUGGCUCAUAUAUCCGUUACUGACACCCAUUUCCGUGUCCUGGGAAUUCCACGUGGUUGUGAUGAGACGGCGCUGCGCAAAGCCUUCCGACAGAAGGCCCUCGAUCUUCACCCCGAUAGGAACCCAAAUGGCGCGGAUGAGUUUAAGAAAGUAAAUGAAGCGUACGAGGCCUUGCAGCAGCAUUUCCGUCGUAAUGGAGGCCGUGAUGUGUUACCUCAUGCACCACCCUCCAAUGCAGGCACCGGCUUUCAAUACGCCCGACAGGCGCGGGAACCGCCGUGCCACUUCACAGAGGAGGAACUGUUUGGAUGUUCCCCCGGUGGUUUCUCCCAUGAGCGUCGGGGUUACGGGGCGAAAUGUUAUGCGCGGUUUGGUGGAAGACGGUGGCAAGCCAGCGGCAACAGCGGUGAUAACAACGUCGGUGGUGGUAUCGAUUUAGACGGCGGCUCCAUGCCUUUUGGGGGUUUUCCUGUUGGAUCAAAGGAGGAGCAUCAACGCGUGGAUGAGCGUUGGCGUCAAGCCCAUGGCAGGCGAGUACCUGUCAGCGGUUAUUCUUACGCCCGUGGUGGUGCUGCCUCAUGCCACGCGAGGUCUCACCCAUUUUCUCAUAAUCAUAAUCAACAACAGCAACAACAACAACAGCGGCCACCACAAUCCUCUUCACCUCCAUUUAAUGGUGCAAGUGGAAGUCCAAUGACAGAACCCAAACCAAAUGGAGGUGAGAAAGCGAGAGGAACAGGGGAGGGAAGCAGCAGCGCUGGUGGUGGUGCCGCAGGCAGCAAUGACAAAAGUUACACUCAUGCAAGCAGCAGCCCUCCUUCUUAUGACGGGUCUUAUACUCAACAACCUAAUGAGAAGAGGAUGAGCAGCGAUGAGUUGUAUCGGGAAUGGGAGCGACUCAUGCGAGAAUUUGAUAGCAAAACAUCCGCAACAGGUGGAGCAUUCCGCGACCCAUGUGAAUGGGAAUGGGACAACAGCGAUACUAGCGUCGUCAGUGAUGGUGAAGAUAGUCAAGACACGGAUGAUGAUGAUAAUGAUGAUGAUGAUGGUGAGGAGAAUUAUGUUGUUAACAAGAAGAAACACCCCGCUUCUUCAAGUAGCCGCCGGGCGAGGACGUGCUCUAGUCGCUUUAGUGAGCGUAACAGGUUGAAUGAAACCCACAUGCGUAGUAUCAUUGAGGAGAAGAUUCAGUUAAAAAAGAUACUUUUCACCCAACGUUACACUCCGGACCCUGCGGAUGUGGCGCUAAUGAGCGAUAAUGAAGUUUAUGUAUUAUGCGAGGUGCUUCGUGAUGUGGAGCAGCGUAUGCAAAAGGUGCUUGUAGGUCGCCUGACUAAAGGUCUUUGUAGCCGCUGCAUGAAGGCUCCGAAGAUGCAGGGCUCAAAAUUAUUCACUUGUGGUCACGCAUCCGUUUGUUCUGAGUGCGCAUGCACGUGCGCGGUAUGCCCCAUUUGUGCGGCUACGAGUCGUCGUUAA